Mobula hypostoma (lesser devil ray) is the source of this 5605-nucleotide messenger RNA. RefSeq names its product endoplasmic reticulum-golgi intermediate compartment 1 (gene ergic1). The coding region runs from base 131 to 1003 and encodes 290 amino acids. The transcript has 10 exons. The record is from RefSeq and is a predicted model, not a curated record. Lineage: Eukaryota; Metazoa; Chordata; Chondrichthyes; Myliobatiformes; Myliobatidae.
AGCAAAAUACAAAGCGUUCAAGAGUGACGGUGCAUCCGGGCGAUUGCCGGCGGGUUCCAGAGAAAGUUAUUCACUUUACCACUCGUAGGAAUUACAUUUAUUGAACUGAUUUCCAGUGUAAGCCUCCGUGAUGGCAUUCGACGUUAGGAGAUUUGAUAUCUACAGGAAAGUUCCAAAAGACCUUACACAGCCCACUUAUACGGGAGCUUUCAUUUCCAUUUGCUGCUGCAUAUUCAUGCUGUUCCUUUUCUUGUCAGAACUGACUGGAUUCAUUGCCACUGAAAUAGUGAAUGAAUUGUAUGUGGACGAUCCUGACAAAGAUAGUGGAGGAAAAAUUGAAGUAAAUCUAAAUAUCAGCUUACCUAAUCUUCCAUGUGAUGUUGUUGGACUGGACAUCCAGGAUGAAAUGGGAAGACAUGAAGUCGGCCAUAUUGAUAAUUCCAUGAAAUUACCUCUAAAUAAUGGCCAAGGCUGCAGAUUUGAAGGACAAUUUAGCAUUAAUAAGGUACCAGGAAACUUCCAUGUAUCCACGCACAGUGCUACAGCACAACCAGAUAAUCCAGAUAUGACUCAUGUAAUUAACAAAUUGACAUUUGGGGAAAUAAUAGAGGUUAAAAAUGUUCAAGGUGCUUUUAAUGCUCUCGGUGGAUCAAGUAAACUUUCCUCAAAUCCUCUGGCAUCACAUGACUAUGUACUGAAGAUAGUUCCGACUGUUUAUGAAGAUUUAGAGGAAAGGCAGCGUUUUUCCUAUCAGUAUACAGUGGCACAAAAGGAGUAUGUCGCAUACAGCCACACAGGGCGUAUUAUUCCUGCCAUCUGGUUCCGAUAUGACCUCAGCCCGAUCACUGUAAAAUAUGUUGAACGGAAACAACCGAUAUACAGGUUUAUUACAACAAUCUGUGCAAUCAUUGGAGGAACAUUUACAGUUGCUGGGAUCAUAGACUCCUGCAUUUUUACAGCAUCUGAAGCUUGGAAGAAGAUUCAGUUGGGCAAAAUGCACUAACAGGAACAUAUAAAGUUGCUGAGCCAGCGUGGUUUGCCAGUAACUGGUUUAAAUUUUUUGCAUUUUUUUUAUUUAUGUCAGGUCAUCAUCCAAGGUCUUUUAAAGUUAGCUAGAUCUUCGGCAAUUUGUUUUUUGUUACAUCUGCAUCAUUACAAAUAGAAAAGUGUCAAAAAUGAAGUUUGCAUAUCUAAAAUGAAAAUGUUCUUGAACGGAUAAAGAUUAUUCUGCACUUCUCUCUUUGCUGGUAGUAAGUUAUAUUUGGAAAUAAAUCAGUGACAAUGGUUGAAGAAAGACUGAGGCUGGGAAGAAUUUGAGAAAUACAAAUUUACUUAUUUUAGCUUUGGUCGAGGACAUAGCACUGGUCAAUGAACAGCCACAUGUUUCUUUUACAUUUUUAUGCCUCUUUGAUGAAAGUUGAGAAUAAUUAGAUUUUUUUCUAGUUUCUUUUAACAAAGAUCAACGUACUACUUAAUCAUUAGUUGACUCUGUCUUUAGAUUUUUGAUGAUCCCAACCAAGAGAAAGUAGUAUUGUCAUGCAAAUGAUGGGUUAUAAUUUCCUGAAUGAUUUGAUUUUUAAUAAAAUGUGUGGAAAUGCUGUACUUGUGUUGUGUGGUAUCCUAAGGUAUCUUGUAUGCUAUGCCUUGCUCCGCACAUAUGCAAAGAUUAACUAGCGUAUUGCAAAUGUUUAAAAGAAUGUGUUGUACAUAUGUAAAUUGUGAAAGCUAUAAGGGUGUUAUAAAAUUAUAAUCUGUGUUCAUAUUAAAUGCCAUUUUGGUAUUGUUACUUAUCAGUAUAAUCAGCUACUCAGCACAUUCAAUCCGAAAACUUAUUGGAUGCAACAUUAAUGCUGGAUUUUAGGUAAAAAACUAAAAAUUAGUUGAAGAUGUAAUGGGGGAAGGCUCAGGAGGAAAAUAUGUAGUUGGUUUCUGGUGUUUAUUAGUAUAGCUGUUGAAUAGUCUUGCCUCACAUUUUUGAUUAUCAACCUUAGUGAAACUUACUGUGCAUAGGACUCCACACGUUUAGGGCAAGCAACCAAAGAUGAAUGUCCUCCUGUUGCCUUACUUCUGUAAGCUGAAAUUAUUUGAAAUAGUUAAAAAGAAUAGGAGAUGCGUUCUUCGUAAGGUUGUUAGAAACGUAGUGUCACUCAAAAUUUCAUGAAGCAGCUAAUUCAAUUGCUAAAAGAUAUCAGCAGAAUUGUUAUCAGAAGUUUAGCUAUCAUGUGAGAAGAUAUUUUUUAAAAAUGCUGAUGAAAAAGAAUGAAUGAUAAAAUGUUGCUAUUUUAUUUUACCAAUGCAUACGUGCCAAAUAUCUUCAAUAAUGGUAUGAUUCAUUUUUAUAAACGUAACCAAAACUAAAUGUUUCUUCAAAAAUAUUAUUCAGAAUUGUGAAAAGUCAUUUUUUUUUUCAUUCAUGGGAAUGCUCUUGAGUGACCACCUUGGACCUCUGAAGUUCAGGGUAAAGAUACCAUUGCAGUACUGCUGGGUUACGUGUGUGUCUAGGAUAUUAACUCAAUGGUCCUGAAAGAACUUCAAAUGUCCUUCUUGUAUGAGGGGAAUUUUGUAGGUGGUGGUGUUAACAGUAAUCUGUCAUUCUCAGAGGUCACAUCGUUGGUGGCACGGUAGUGUAGUGGUUAACACAACGCUUUACAGUACAGGUGAUCCAGGCUCAAUUCCUGCGUCUGCUUGCGAGGAGUUUGUACACUCUUCCCGUGACCACGUGGCUUUCCUCUGGGUGCUCCGGUUUCCUCCCACAGUCCAGAGGCAUUCCAGUUAGUAGGUUAAUUGGGCAUUGUAAAUUGUCCCGUGUUCACAAUAGAGUUAAAUUGGGCACCACUGGGCGAUGUGGCUUGAAGGUCCGGAAGGACCUUCUCUCCGCGCUGCAUACCAAUAAAUAAAUAAAUAUGAUUUAAUAAAGCUUAGCUGAAAAUUAAUAUGUGGUAAAGGCUACAGAUGAAAUAUCUUAAGGUAGCUGUGUUUGUAAGCAGCUCAUCUUGUCCAGAGGCUGAGAUGAUUAACCUCUGAUAACUACCACUGCCGUUGUAUGAGAUGUGACUCCAGACAUUUUAAUGUUUACUUUUCUCCCACUAGUUCCAAUCAGCUUGAAUUCCGAUCAGGCGCUGCCUUGGAAUUGAGGACAUUUCACCUUGCCUUUGGGUCUGCUUCAUUCCUGACAUGGGCCAAAAUGUAAUACCGAGUUCUGGAACUUCCUUGUCUUGAUGGAAUCCAAGCUGAGCACUGUCAAGUGAGGUAACCAAGAGUGAAUGGCACCAAGAGUUGAUGGUAAUAGUUCAGUGAGCAGCUAAGUUAAUGGUUGAGGGUAGAUUGAUGCAGUUAUAAUGGCUGGGCAAUUUUUGUCUUAUUUUUGGGUUAUGCCAUACCUUGUAUUAGGCUGGUGACAUGGUUAAUUUGAAUCACUAGUCCUCAGUGUUACAGCUGAGAUGUUAUUUGGGCCACAGUGUUGAUGAUCUAGUGCAUUCAAUUCUUUGUUAAUUUCAUUGUAUUGACUCACUUUGGUUGAGAUUAGCUCUCUGUAGUUGUGGUAUACAAGAGGCAAAUUUAGCACAUUGCCUACAAAUACACGCUGAAGUCUGGCACCAUUGAAGAUGAAUGUUUUCUGGAAACCUUGUUUCCCUGUAAGUUGUUCAAUUGUUCAUUGUUUCUGCAAAUUUUGAUUUAAUCUUUGAAAAUUGAAAUGGUAUGAUAGGAAGAAAUAUUUUCCUGGAAUUUACAGGUUUCUUGUCUUCUGUUAUAAACCCUACUGUUUAGGUAUAAUCCCGUUCUCAUUAUGCAGUUCUUGUUUGAAUGCCAAAUUCGGACUUUUGAGACAUAACAUACAGUAUAAAGUGUCAUGCAUCACAAAGGUCUGAAUAAUUACUUUCAUUUGUGUAUGUUUUAUUUGAGCAUUUAUGCAAAUUGAAUAGGAGCUACCUGGUCACAUCUUGAAAGAAUGUGCAGUUCCACUUUUUAGAACAAUUUCCUUUUGCUUUGUUAUGGUAACAUGAGCGGGUUAGCUUGUCUCUGUUCUGCACUGCUGCAAUAAGUAUGCCAUCUGCUAGCUUACGGGAGCUGCAGCAGUGCCAAAUGACAUUUUUAGCAAUGAACUUAAAUUGUACUCAAUACAAAAUAACAUUUUUAGAUUUGAGAUUGUUCCACACUUCCGUCAUCAUCCUCUAACAAAUUGGAUUGAAAACUACAGCUGUGUGUCCUCUGGGCGUAACUGCAUUGACGACGUAUCUGUUUUCUUUCAUUUAAGUUACGCCAUUCUUGCAACACUGAAAUAAAAUAGUCCAUCUUAUUAAAUAUUGCAGAAGUUCCACUUUAAUAAUGAAUACUGGGAAAAUACAUUUUUAUGUUUUUUAUUGAUCAAAGUAUUUUAAUGACAGUAUUUUUCAGUAGAUGGGUUAACCAGGGAAGAGCAGUGCAAAUGGAUGAAAGGACAAAUGGUGAAGAAAGUUUCUCUCUUUCCGGAGGAUAUUCAGACAUCCAUUUACUUUACAGGUGUUUCCAUCUUGUUAAGGGCUGCAAUGAUAGAACACAGAUGAAAAUUGCUGUACAGCUUGUCUUUCCCUUCUCAAUCCCCCUCCUCCUUUACGUUAACACUUACAUUUUGGAAGUUUGUGCACUUAUCAAACAGAAGAAAAUCAGAAAUUAUACUGCAUUAUUUGUUGGCAAAAUUUGGAGUCUGAUUGGAGUUUAAUCCUUUGCUUCCUGAAAUUGUUCAAAAUGAACAAUGUUUAUAUCUAAUUAAAGAAAUUACCAUGGUAAUCUUGGCACUUGUGUUCUUGUAUAAAUAUUAGCAGUAGAUUACACCUGCAGCUUCAUUAAGUGUGAAUUCAGUGGAUUGCAUGGAACUAUCUGUACUAUGUGGUGACUGAAUUAAGUUGCCAACUAAAUGUAUUCAUUUCAUCAGAAGGGGAAAGUUUGUGCCUUAUUUAAAUGAGAAGUGAAGUAAGCUCUAGAAGAUUCAUAGAAUGUGUGGGCACAGCAAUGACAUAGUGGUUUGUUCUAUCACAUUAAUCAUGAUUUGGAGACAACAUGCAGAAGACCAAUACUUUUUUAACAAGGUCUUAUUUCUCAAUAUAUUUUUCUUCAACUUGUUCUAUAAAUUGAAAUGAUUUAGGAUUUCUGCCCAUGCACAGAUUUUGUAAAUGGUCCACUGGUAGAAAGUCUGAAGCUAUGGUACUUAGUUUCAGGCAUUUGAGAAUAAGAUGAGAAUUUUCUUCUCUGGUUAGGCUGCAGUGUUGGAAUUCUCUGCCCCCAGAGGGCUUUAUGUUCAAAGGUACAUUUUAAGACAUUGGGAAAUUUGAGGAUGAUUGUUAUCAUGUAGAAAAGUGGAGUUGAGGCCAAACAAGGGAUUAGCUGUGAGCAAGCAGUGGUGGAGCAGGCUCUAAGGAGACAUAUGGUUCACUCUUCUUAUGUUCAUGAAUGCUUCAGGUACAGUAAUUGUGGGAUCAAACAAUAGGCAGCAUUAAUUUCAUGAAUGUUUAAGUAAAGUUGUCUUGGAAUUUGCUUGUGAGUGGCUCGGUAAUUUUAUAUUUUUUUUAUUAUUCCUGUGCAGAAUUUGUCAUAAUAAGAUGUCUGCACAACUAGAACUGAUUCUAAU